Messenger RNA from Lethenteron reissneri (Far Eastern brook lamprey), 2498 nucleotides. It is a transcript of the gene RLBP1, whose product is annotated as retinaldehyde binding protein 1. Lineage: Eukaryota; Metazoa; Chordata; Hyperoartia; Petromyzontiformes; Petromyzontidae. The record is from RefSeq and is a predicted model, not a curated record. Gene Ontology annotation, cellular component: membrane. Gene Ontology annotation, molecular function: phosphatidylinositol bisphosphate binding.
AUGAGGAGGAACGGGCGAGCUAAGCGCAGAGGCGAUCGGCACGAGCCCCCAUCAGAGCGGCGCGCCGUGCCAUGUCCCCGGGGUAACCCUAACAACAGCCAGUGCGCCGUGCCGCUCAGCUCCGCCCCGCGAGGCGACCGACUCCUCGCGGCAACUCGCGGCCUCCCGUCGCGCCAGACGACCAUGUCCGAGGUGAUGGGUUCGUUCCGAGUCAUCUCGGAGGAGGAGCAGGCCCUCCGCUCCAAGAUGGACCGCCUGACCCCGCGCGACCACGGGCCCGUUUUCGGGCCCUGCAGCAAAGUCCCUGCGCACACCCUGCAGAAGGCUCGCGACGAGCUGAACGAGACGGACGAGCGCCGCAGCUCCGCCGUUCAGGAGCUGCGCGAGAUGAUCAUGGAGAGGGCCGACACGGACGAGGACUUCUGCAUGACCGUGGCGGCAAAGAUGCGUGCCAAGGACGACGCCUUCCUCCUGCGCUUCGUGCGCGCGCGCAAGUUCGACGUUCCGCGCGCGUACGACCUCGUCAAGGGCUACGUGCACUUCAGGGAGCAGUACCCGGAGCUGUUUGAGAACCUGUGCCCCGAGGCGCUGCGCAGCACCAUCGAGGCCGGCUACCCGGGGGUGCUGCCCUCCAGGGACAAAUACGGCCGCGUGGUGCUCCUCUUCAACAUCGAGCACUGGGACUACCAGGAGAUCACCUUCGACGAGAUCCUGCGCGCGUACUGCAUCAUCCUGGAAGACCUCCUGGUCAACGAGGAGACCCAGAUCAACGGCUUCUGCAUCAUCGAAAACUUCACCGGAUUCAGCAUGCAGCAGGCCUCCGGCAUCAAACCCUGGGAGCUCAAGAAGAUGGUGGACAUGCUGCAGGACUCCUUCCCCGCGCGGUUCAAAGCCGUGCACUUCAUUAACCAGCCGUGGUACUUCACCACCACCUACAACAUCGUGAAGCCCUUCCUCAAGGCCAAGCUGCUGGACAGGGUGCGCGUGCACGGCGAGGAUCUGGUGCAGUACUACGCCGAGUUCGACGCCGACAUCCUGCCCGAGGACUUCCGGGGCAACCAGCCCAAGUACGACGGCAAAGCCACGGCCGCCAAGCUCUUCGACAGCUCGCGGGAGAGCGAGGACACUGCCCUCUGAGUGGGCGCGCUCGCUCGCCCCCCGAAAACCACCCGCACCCAACCCGUACCGCCCCAAAAACCACCCACGCCGUACCCCCAAAAAAUCCACCCUCACCCAUGCCAUAUCCCCCCCAAAAAACCACCGUCACCCACACCAUCCCCCCCCCCCCCAAAAACCACCCACGCCGUACCCCAAAAAAUCCACCCUCACCCAUGCCAUAUCCCCCCUAAAAAAACACCGUCACCCACACCAUACCCCCCCCCCCCAAAAAAAAACCACCCAUGCCCGUACCCCCCAAAAAUCCACCCUCACCCACACCAUACCCACCCAAAAACCACCCACACCGUACCCCCCCCCCCAAAAAAAAAAACUGCUCGCACCUACGACGUACAACCAAAAACCACCUGCAUCCACACCAUACCACCCCAAAAAUCACUCACACCCACGCCGUACACCCAAAACCACUCACACCCACGCCGCACCUCCGAAAACACUCGGCCCCACUCUGUACCCCCCAGAGACACUCGCAGCCACGCCGUACCCCCUCGCACCCAUUUCAAAUGACCCCCACCAAUGAACAAAUCCCGUAGCAGACAUCACCGCUUCUCACCCCAUCGUCCACCGCAAACACUCAACCACAGUGCCUAACUCUGUUCCUGUAGUGAGAGAGAGAGAGGCGGAAUACCGCAAACGGACUGGCGGCCAGUGUUGUCAUUGCCGUCGUUCGCCGUGUUCUUAAGAGGCGCGCGUAGCUGUCUACUUUACUGUGAAGUUUUAAACGCAAACGUGGCAUUGUCCCCCGCAGUAGUAGCGUUGUGUUGUUGUUGUUGUUGGUUUGUUUGAGACGCGAAGGGACGCGGACAGGAUUUUAACGCACGACUCCCGGCCACCUCGGUGUCUCUUCAGCCUAUUUUUUCCCCUCCUCUUUUCUCCACUACCCCCGAUAACCGAGCCACGACGGGGCCGUGCCGAGCCAGCCCCAGCCCUGCGCGGCUUCAGGAGACUGGGGCCCCCAGGUUUUGUUUGUCCACUCGAAGACGCGUUGUGGGUCAGUGAUGACAACGGUACACGCCGCCUUCGACUCGUGUGCCGGCUGACCGUCAGGCUCGGUGAACACGUCGUCACGACGGACCGUGCUGCCGCUGCUUGGCCUAGAUGCAGAAUUUCAACAUUUGCCCUAGGGGCCAGAUUAGCAUAGUUAGGUCGCGGCACAGCAUUGCGGUAUCGCCAGUUGUGAAAACCAUCCGUGCUGCGGGGGCGCCUCCUGCUGGCUCGGCACGGAUGUGGCCAGUGGAAAAAAAGAGCUGUAUCUCGUCGAAUAGAUGAAUCAGUGUGACUGGAGCAGUCCCACCUGGUUUUGAAUAAACUUUAUUGAUCGA